AUGGCAGCUACAACCGAACCAAUCAUCGAACCAGACGCCUGGAACCUUUCGCGCCAAGACACUCUCUCCCCGCCGCCUCCCCCCAAGUGGGUGACGCUGCAGCAGCAGAUGGGGGGUCACAAGCCCAAACCAUCUUCACGCAGCCGUCGCGCAGUCGGCGGCGGGGAAAACGGCAAGCGGGAGAACGAUGCGGGUAGUCCUAGCAGUAGCAGCGGCGACAGCGGCGCCGAUAGUAGCGGCGGGGGCAGCAGCCAAACCAGCGAUCCUGCCGCGAACGUUCCGGAGGAGUUUCUGUGCCCUCUUUCGCUCGAGAUUAUGCGAGACCCCGUUAUUAUCGCCUCGGGGCAGACAUAUGAUCGUGCUUAUAUCGAGCGAUGGUUUUCCGAGGGCCGUUCCUCCUGCCCUAAAACGAGACAGUGUAUCGAGCACACUAAUUUCUGCCCUAAUUUCGCCCUUAGGAGCAUGAUUGCUGAUUGGUGCGCGGCAAAUGACGUCAGCCUCCCGCCAAUCACGCCGAUUCCCGCGUCGAAGCCUUCCUCGGGCUUCGCAGAAAGUCCCGCCGUCAAAAACGCCGCCGGCGCCGCUAUGGCGGCGAGAAAGAUAGAGACCCGCGCAACCGCGACGGCGAUGCAACCGCAGCAACAUAAGCAGGAGCAAAGGGAGCAGAAGAAGCAGUGGGAGCAGAGGGAGCAGUUGCGCGAUGGAAACCCUUUCGAAGAACGGGGGGAAGCGGAGGGCAAAGCGGAGGGCAAAGCGGAGGGCAAAGCGGAGCGGCGGAGCAGGGCGCGCAGCAAAGACGGGUUGGGGUCCGUGCGCGGGGCAGCGCACGCGCAAGGGGAGGCGCUGGUAGAGCGGGGGCAGGGGGACGCGGCGGAGAGGAUGAGCGGUUCGCGCAGCGGAAAAGGGGGCGGGGGAGAGUCUGCGGAAGACGGGGAAGGAGCCGCGGUGAAGCUGGGGAAGAAGAAGACGGGGGCCGCGCGGAGAAAGAAGAACGCGGGCGGGGAGGAUCUCGCGCGCGGGGAAGUGGAUGGGGCCGGCGUGUCCGGCGAGCGCGCGGACCCUAGCUCGGCGGAGCGGAACUUCGCGGAGGGAGACGGCGGUGCGGGUUGCCAGGAAGCGGACGGGAGAAACGGGGGGGCGGAGAAGCGGGAGCAAGCGCACUCGCGCGCACAUGAGCGCGACGAGGAUGCGAGGCGGGAGAAGAGGGGUGAGGAGGAGAAGCGGAGAGUUGCGGGCGGAGGGGGCGGCAGCAAGAGCGGGAAAGGGAGGCGGAGAACAGCGAGCGGGGAAGGGUUGACUCGCGAGGGGAGCACCGCGGGGAGGAGGGGCGAGGGCGGCGCGGAGGGGGAGGCGGGUCUAAGGGCUUCUCGCGGCUCGUCUAGCUCGUUCGGAAGGGGUAAGGCGGGUGACCCCACGCAGGAGCAGCAGCAGCAGCAGCAGCAGCCGCCGUUUCAAGAGGCGCAUCCGCCGGAUAUGGCGGCCGUAGCUGCUGCCGCCGUCGCCGCAGUAGACGCCGCACAAUCCGCCGCAAGUCCCGCCGGGGGCCCAUCCGCGACUGAAGGCGCAGCCGCGCCUACUCAGAGGCGCAAGCCGUUGCGCACGACUAGUUCCGUUGGCGGAAAAGGCGCGCGGAAGAGCAGCGGCAUUCCCACCGGCAGUUUUAACGGUCAGGAUGCAUUUGACGGUUUGCCGAUGGAAACCCGUCAGAAGCAGGCGAGAGCGGGGAGGGAGCGCGGAUCGCGGGAGGGACUGGAGAGCGCGUUGCUUUCCCGCACGCGCAGCAGCUUCCCUGCGGCGGGGAACCAGGGUCUGGCGGAGGUGCUGGGGGAGACGGAACACUGGCGGAACGCGGAGAGUGCGGAACGGGGGCCGGCGCAACCGGCGGCGCAGACCGGCAGCAGCAGGCGGAGAGUAACGUUCGGAGAGGUGACCGGAAUAUGGGACGAGGCGGAAGACAGCGGGAAGGGGGGGGCGGAAGCAGGGCCCGCGGGGAAGGAGGGGAAGGGGAAGAGCGGCGGGAAAGCGGGCGGAAGAGGAGCGGGGUUGCGCAGAGCAGCAGCGGGGAGCGUGAAGCUGACGAGGCGGGAGAAAGAAGAGGUGAUGGGGGGCCUGGCGCUGGAUGGAGUAGGUGGGGGGGGGGGUGCGGAACGCGGAGGGGGUUCCCAGGGUUUGAUCAGCAGCAAAGGCAGUCGUCGCGGUAGGAGCGGCAGCAGAGAUGGCGGGGGGAAAGACGACGGAGGGACGGAGGAGGGGGCGAAGGAAGGGCGGGAGAAAAAGGUGAAGGAGAAGCGAAGGGUGGGGGAGAGGGGGACCGGGGCGGCGCGCGUGGGAGAGGAGUUGCGGGAGGAAGGGGAGAAGGAGAAGGAGAGGGAGAGGGAGAGGGAGAGGGAGAGGGAGAGGGAGAGGGAGAGAAACGGGCGGGAAGAAGACGAGGUGGGGGCGGAGGAGAGAAGGGUUCCGCGGGAGAAGGGCGCGCGGCGGGCGGAGCGUCCCAAGACUCCCCCCGUGCCCCUACUGAACGCGGGAUUGGAGGGCCGUGAUGAGGAGCGUGACUAUAACGCGGAUAGAGGAGCGACUGGGGGCUUCCAUAGCGCAGAACAACAGGAGGGGGGGCGGGGGGAGCAGGGGGAGCAGGGGGCGGGUAAGGCGCGGGGGCGUGGGCGCAGCCGCAUAGCGCGCACGCCUGUUGACACCCCUGUGGUGUCGCGACAAGGCAGCGAGAACAGCGAUCCGCACCACCGUCGCUCUGCUGCUGCUGGUGGUGGUGGUGCUGAAACACCACUGCCUGCUGCUGCUGCGGCGUCGGCUGCUGCUGCUGCUGCUGCUGCUGCUGCUGCUGCUGCUGCUGCUGCUGCUGCUUAUGGGUCGAGCGGCUUUGGGGGAGAGGUAGCUGCGCGGUUGAGGCAGGGGGAGGGGGAGGGGCGACGGGGAGAGGCGGAGUGGGAGCAGGGAGCAAGAGCGGAUAGUAGCGCGGAUUUCGGAAGAGAACGGGUUUCUUUGGAUGGAGGGAUGGGGGGGGAUGGGAUGGAUGGUGCAGGGAGGGGAGGAGGGGGAGGAGGAGGAGGAGGGGACGAAGAAGAGGGAGGGAGAGCAGGGGGUGGGAGAGGAAAUGGGGAUGGGGAUGGGGAUGGGGAUGGGGAUGGGGAUGGGGAUGGGGAUGGGGAGGAGGAAGAGGGUGCGAGGGAGGAGGAGUGGGAGAGGGAGAGGGAGCGAGUGAGGGAGGGGAUGGACCAUGUUCGGAGCAACUCGUGUAACGGCAGGCACCCUAUGGCUGGCGCAGGCGCAGGGGGAGGCGGAGGACUGGCGUUUGAGUGGGGGUCGCAGAGGGGGAGGGCCAUGGGCGCGCUUGCAGACGCUGCUGUGGCUGCUGUGGAGAGACGCGCAGGGAGCUUCACAGAACGAGGCACAGGAGGGGCAGGAGGAGUAUUAGGAGGGGGCGGAGGGGGAGCAGGCGGGGUGGCGGCAGUGAGGGAGGACUGGUUGGGGGUGCGCAUGGGCGUGGACAUCCCCCCCCACGAGCUGCUCCUCAUGCAGCACAACGCCCCCUCGCCCCUCCCCCCGCGUCGCAACCUCGCGCGGCCUCCUCUCGACACUCGCUCCCCUGCUGCCGCUGCUGCUACUGGUUAUGGUAGGAAGGCGAAAGGGGGUAUCGGAGGGGCGAUGAGUCAUGGGCUUGGGCUGGCACGGUCCAAGUCUGCCCUCCCCCCUGGCCUCCUGCACGUGUUUGGUAAUGCGCUGGGGCGGGUGGCUGAUGCUUCCCCGGGCGCUGGGGGGAAGCGCGGAGGGAAGGAGGGUGCGGGGGGGAGGGGACGAGCAGGGGGAGCAGGGGGAGGGGGAGGGGGAGGGGGCGGGCUAGGAGGUGGGGAAGGGGAAGGGGGUAUGAAGGUAGGGGAUGGAAGGUUGGAACAGGGGUCGGAAUUCGGUGCUGGGUGGACGAGUGAGAAGGAGGAGGAGGGGGGACUGGCAGGACCGAGAGGAGUAGAGAGGAAACCGGAGAGGGGGGAGAGGGGGGUUGGGGGGGCGCGGGGCGAAAGGGGAUCCAAGCGAGAGGAGGGCCGGUGGGGGGAGGAGCAGAGGAGGGAAGCGGAGUUGGCAUGUCUGCUGGCAGAGGAACGGGCAGGGAAGCAGAGCAGAGUGAAAGGCAAAGGAAGCGGGUCAAGCAGGGGGAGAGACGAGGGGGCGCGGGAGGGGGCAAGGGAGGGAGCAGGUGAGGGGAAGGGGAGGGGGCAGGAGAGCAGGAUAGGUAAAGGUCGGGGCAGCAAGGGGAAUAACAAUGGUGUUGGUGGUGGUACUGCUGGUGGUGAAAGGUGCAGGAGUGAUGGAGGGGGUGGUGUGGUGUCGCUAGCUGCAGCAGGUGACUGGCUGGAAGGGGAGCAGGGUGAGCAGAGGCAGGGCGGGCAGAGGCAGGGCGACAGUGGCAGUCACAGGAGGAGCCAGACACACCUGGGAGGAAUGCUGCACCCGCACACUCCCUCCACUGCUUCUGCUUCUUCCCCCGCUGCCGCUGCCCCUGCUGUCACUGCAGGUGCUGGUGGUAACUAUACAGGUGGUAACCGCAACGGAUACUCGGGCCACAUACGCAACGAGAGCCUCAUGUGGACACCAGAAAUCGACGCUGCAGCAGCUGGUGUUGGCGCCGGCAGCGCCAUCUCUUUCGCCGCCGCUGCCUCUGCCUUUGCUGCCGCCUCUGCUGCUUCUUCGUCUGCCAAUGCUUCUCCCUUCCACCGUGCUCCAGCGUCGAUGGGUUUAGGGUCACAGCAAGCAGCAGCAGGAACAUCCAUGGGCAAGUACGCACCACUUGCCGAUGCGCUUUCCUCGGGCAGCAGCAGCACGGAAAAGAUCUGCGCCGCCCGAUCAAUCCGGGCCAUGGUGAAAUCCCGGACGAACGGUGAGACCAGGGAGGAGCGCAGGAGCUUUCUGGAAGCAGGCGUGUUGGAAGCCCUGAUAGCCGCCCUGGCCUUCCACACUGACGAGUGGGAGAGCAGGAGAGCAAGCCGGGUGUGCAACGAAGCAGCAGCAGGACCAGCAGGAUCAGCAGCAGCGGGAGCAGCAUCAGCAGAAGAAGAGGCGGUGGUUGAGAACGUAAUGAACGCUCUUCUCGCGCUGCUGCUCCACUGGAACGCGGGCCCGGAGGUAGUCCUGGCAGGCGGCAUCCCGUCUCUAGUAUCCGUGCUGCAGCACGCGACCCCUGCAGCGCAGGCCACGGCAGCAGCAGCGCUGUACGUGCUCGCCAAGGACGACGAGAACCGCUCGCUCGUGCGCACGGGAGGCGCCAUCCCCGCACUCGUGCACGUGAUGGAAACAGGGUCCGCGCGCGGGCGUAAAGAUGCCGCUCUCGCGCUCUUCGCGCUGUCUCUUUCCGUGCGCUGCGCGAGAGACAUCGUGGCCGCGGGCGCCAUCCCGCUGCUGCUCAGCCUGGUCGGGCAGGACGAGAACGACGACGGCGGGCUGCCCGGGAUGGAGGAGAAAGCAGCCGCCGUCCUGCUGAACCUCUCCCGGCUGCCCGAGGCCUGCGAGGAGAUAGCAGCGCAGGAGGGCGGCGUGGGAGUAACACACCUGAUUGACUUACUCGACGCCGGGGCGUGCCAGAGGAGCAAGGAGGAUGCGGCAGGGGUGCUGCUGGCCAUGCUUCAGUCCGAGGUGGUGACAGUUGAGGCGCUGAGGGCGGAAGGGGCGAUUCCGUCCCUGGUGCGGAUCGUUGGGGGGAGCGGCGGGGGAGGGGCCGCGGGGGGAGGUGGGGGAGAGGGGAGUGCGCCAGAGGCGAAGGAGCUGCUGCAGCGAUUGAGGCAGGGGUGA
This is a messenger RNA of Closterium sp. Naga37s-1, 5796 nucleotides long. The record is from the annotation of a GenBank genome assembly. NCBI's taxonomy places the organism in Eukaryota, Viridiplantae, Streptophyta, Zygnematophyceae, Desmidiales, Closteriaceae.